AGUUUUCCAUGAGUUCUUUGAUUUCCGCAGGCUACAUGCAUCCUUUCCACUUUUGUUUUGCCCGUGCUCCGUUUAUAAUUGAACUUAAUCGCUUCUUUAAUUACGCCACUUGUGCCCACUAGCGCUGUAAUUGGCGUUUUUCGCGAAUGCAUAGCUGGCAGGACAGUGUUGCUGGUUGUUGUUUUUUGAACGCCGAAGUCCGCGCGGUGAAAAGCAAAGGAUGAACGACUCGAAGACGGCGGCGGCGGACGACGGAGGUCAGAGCAAAGAGACGGACAAGAAGAAAAGAUCCCGGGUGAAGCAGCUGCUGGGCGAAGUGAAGAAACAAGUGGAGUUCUGGUUCGGGGACGUCAACCUGCACAAGGACCGCUUUCUGAAAAAGCUCAUCGAUGAGUCGGACGAUGGCUAUGUUGACUUGUGUGUCUUGGCGAGUUUCAACCGCAUGAAGAAGCUGACGAGCGACACUAAACUGAUCGCCAGGGCUCUGAAGAAUUCUUCUGUGGUGGAGGUUAAUUUAGAGGGCGAUAAAGUGAGACGGCAGCUCCCCAUUGGAGAGGUGCCAAUUGACGUGGACAGCCGCACAGUCUAUGUGGAGCUUCUGCCCAAGGACGUAAAUCACAGCUGGAUCGAGAAGGUCUUCUCCAAAUGCGGAAGUGUUGUUUACGCGAGCAUCCCCCGGUACAAAUCCACCGGCGAUUCCAAAGGCUUUGCCUUUGUGGAGUUCGAGAACCCCGAACAAGCAAAUAAAGCCAUUGAGAUGCUCAAUAACCCUCCUGAAGAUGCUCCCAGGAAACCGGGAAUUUUCCCCAAGACCAGGAAGGGGAAGCAGAUCCGGCUGCAUGCAGACAAUCCGCCUUCAGGGGGCGGCGGCGGGGAGGAGGAGAAGAAAAAGCGCAAGAAGAAGAAAAAGAAGACGCUGGCCGAGGACGCCAAAGCGGCGCCGAUGGAAGCCGAGCCGUCGGAUCAGCAGCGGCGGCAAAAGAAGAAGAAGCAGCGCUCCGACGGCGCCAGUCACAAGACGGCGGGUAAAAUCUCGGAGAAGAAGAGGCGGCGCUCGCACGCGGCAGAUGAAUCGGACACAGGGGUACCCUCCAAGAUCAGGAAGCUCGGGGACAAAGAUGAAGACGUGCCCAAGAGCAAUCCUCGUGUGGAAGGUGAACGCGGGAAAGAAAACCAAGAAGACUCGCUGAUCAAAGCCAAGCGGAAGAGGAAGAAGAAGCAUAAAGAGAAGCUGAAAAUCGGGGACGAGGUCAUCCCGCUGCGGGUCUUAUCCAAGAGAGCUUGGCUCGAGCUCAAGGAGGAGUACAUGAGGCUGCAGAAGCGCAGCAUGGCGUCCCUGAAGAAGUGCAUGACGCAGCUGGACGGAGACGAGCGGCGACACGACGACAGGAUGGAGCCGAGCGAGAAAGUGAACAGUCAGGGUCCUCGGUACACCAGCGGCGUCAUCGUGAAGAUCACAGACAACAAGGCACUUCCAGGAAGGAAAAUGAUCAAAGAUGCCCUGGGCAAGAUCUCGCCCGUGGCGUACGUGGACCUGUUGGAAGGCGACGCCGAGGGCUACGUGCGCUUCAACCGCCCCGAGGACGCGCAGGCCGUCAGCGACGCCAAGGCCGAGCUGCGGCGGACGCACAGCUGGCAGCUGGAGAUCCUCUCAGGUGACCACGAACAGAGGUACUGGCAGAAGAUCCUCGUGGAUCGUCAGGUCAAGCUGAACCGACCCCGGGAGAAGAAGCGGGGCACAGAGAAGCUCCUAUCCAAAGCGGAGAAGAUCAUCACGGCUCGCGCCAAGGAGGCUAACAAGCACAUUCGUUUCCAAGAGGACUGACGGCCAGUUUGUGAGGCAAACGCUCGGCUUUGUGUGGCAAGAAACGUGCUUCAAAAUACAUCUGCUUGUCGACUGCAGCAAGUGACGUUUGCCAUGUAAAUAGGAGGAAGCUCGCCCGUCGAGAUGUUUACAAAGUUUGUUGUGGUUUUUAAUCUCAUUUGACAGGUAGACUGUUGAGAAAAUGUGCAGGACUGGGGUUUGAAUAAAAGAAAACCUUUUUCAAACUCGAGGAUUCACAUCUCGUGUCGACAUAAAGGUCCAAC
Phycodurus eques (leafy seadragon) is the source of this 2088-nucleotide messenger RNA. RefSeq names its product La ribonucleoprotein 7, transcriptional regulator (gene larp7). The record is from RefSeq and is a predicted model, not a curated record. Gene Ontology annotation, biological process: RNA processing. The transcript is spliced from 12 exons. Gene Ontology annotation, cellular component: nucleus. The coding region runs from base 221 to 1825 and encodes 534 amino acids. Lineage: Eukaryota; Metazoa; Chordata; Actinopteri; Syngnathiformes; Syngnathidae. Gene Ontology annotation, molecular function: mRNA binding.